Molecule: messenger RNA, 1442 nt
Organism: Panicum virgatum (switchgrass)
Lineage: Eukaryota; Viridiplantae; Streptophyta; Magnoliopsida; Poales; Poaceae
Product: pectin acetylesterase 5-like
Exons: 10
Coding region: 1-1371 (456 amino acids)
Molecular function (GO): hydrolase activity
Source: RefSeq, a predicted model, not a curated record
AUGGCCACCGACGAGCUCCGGUCGCCGCUCCUCCCGCCGCGGCGCCCACGGCGAGUCAGCAGCGCCGCGGCGACGCUCGCGCUCCUCCUGGUCGCCGGCCUCGGCCCUCUCCCCAGCGCCUGCUGCGGCACGAGUAGGAGCAGGCACAGCCCCCGCUCCUCGCCGCCGGACCCCGUGGAGCUCACCCUCCUGGCCGCAGCUCACGACAAGGGCGCCGACGACGCGCGCGUCGCAGUGUGCCUGGACGGGAGCCCGCCGGGGUACCACCUGCAGACGGGCUCCGGCGCCGGGUCGCGCAGCUGGCUCAUCCAUCUCGAGGGCGGAGGCUGGUGCAACACCGUGCGCAGCUGCUCCGGCCGCAGGACGACCGACCUCGGCUCAUCCAAGUUCAUGCAGACACGCAUCAACUUCACGGGCACUCUUAGCAACGAUCCGGCACUGAACCCUGAUUUCUACAGCUGGAACAGAGUGUUUGUUCGGUACUGCGACGGGGCUUCGUUUGCUGGGGACUCGCAGCACGGUGAUCAGGAUGGGAACGGCAAGCUCUUCUUCAGAGGCCGGCGCAUAUGGGAGGCGGUCCUUGACGAGCUCAUGCAGAAAGGGCUCGCCCAUUCCGAACAGGCCUUGCUUACGGGUUGCUCUGCUGGUGGUCUGGCUACCCUGCUGCACUGCGAUGACUUCCGCGCACGGUUCUCUUCGGAGGUUUUGGUGAAGUGCCUUCCUGACGCCGGAUUCUUUCUGAACGUAGAGGAUAUCUCAGGUCAAAGGUCAAUGAGGUCUGUAUACAGUGGAGUCGUUCACCUUCAGAAUGUUACUGAAGUUUUGCCCAAGGACUGCCUCCUGGCCAACAAGGAUCCGACAGAGUGUUUCUUUCCUGCGGAGAUCAUCAAGAGCGUCAGGACGCCCACGUUUAUCAUGAACUCUGCCUACGACUCUUGGCAGGUACAGAAUGUUGUUGCGCCGGAUAGUUCCUCUCCUGAUGAGUCAUGGCGUCGCUGCAGAGCUGACAUUCGCAGCUGCAACUCCUCGCAGAUACAAGUCCUCAAUGGAUUUAGGAAGGCGAUGGUGGAUGGCCUCAAGGCUGUAGGGGACAACAAGGACUGCAGCUGGUUCAUCGAUUCAUGCUUCAGCCACUGUCAGGCAUGGUUCGAUAACUCGCCAUGGGACACACCAGUUGCCCCAAGGCUAGGAAACAAGACACUGGUGGAGGCUGUUGGGGAUUGGUACUUCGGUAGGAGCCCAAGCCAGGCAGUGAGAGAGAUUGGCUGCGAGUAUCCAUGCAACCCCACAUGCAACAGCCUCCAGUUGCCAGCUCAAUUUACGACAGAUUUGUACUAUGGGAAAGAAAAGAGUGAUCGUCUAGUAGUGUAACACUAUAAAUAUAAAAGACCGGAUCGAGUGCUCUAACUUAAGAGGAGGAGAAGGUGAAUUAAACAACUUAA